This is a messenger RNA of Helicoverpa zea (corn earworm), 1946 nucleotides long. RefSeq lists its product as uncharacterized. NCBI's taxonomy places the organism in Eukaryota, Metazoa, Arthropoda, Insecta, Lepidoptera, Noctuidae. Bases 69 to 1595 code for a protein of 508 amino acids. The transcript has 4 exons. The record is from RefSeq and is a predicted model, not a curated record.
UUUUUUUAAACAUUUUUAUCUUUUUUUUGAGAUACGUCACAUUGUUAUAGGACGUGGGGCAAUUUUGUAUGGAUUGUGAUCCGUCUUCUUUAUGGUACAAUUCGAAGACGGAUUUAAUUGAAGGGUUUCAAGACCAUGCUACACAAGGUAGAUCUCCACAGCCAGCUUCAUAUGCCCUUGUAUUUAUGAUAGUUGGAGUCAGGAAACAUUUUAAGCAGCCAGUGGCUUAUUAUUUAUCAAGCGGUUCUGUCACAGCUGACAGACUUUCAGCUUUGAUUAAGGAGGUUUUAAAUUGUUGCUUUGAUGCUGGGAUAAACAUAUGCGCUUCAGUCUGUGACUUGGAUGGAGUCAACAAGAGAGCUCUAUGUCAAUUAGGAGCUUCUGUUGAGAAUCCCUUCAUAGAAGUGAGCAAUCACAAAAUUGUCACUCUAUUUGACACACCACACCUGCUGAAGUGCUUCAGAAAUCUUUUCAUGAAAUAUCAUGUAAGAUUUAGGACCAAUAUAACAUCAGACCACCAACAAGGAAUUGGAGUCGCUAAAUGGAGCCACAUCAAGCAAUUUUAUGAAUUGGACAAUAAUAAUCCCAAUUUUGUGUUUGCACCAUGCCUAAGUAAACAACACCUUGAGCCUAAUUCCAAACAAAAAAUGAGGGUAAAACUUGCGGCACAAGUUUUAAGCCACUCAGUUGCAGCAGGACUAUAUACUAAAAUAGCUGGAGGAGACAUGCCGACUGAAGCCUUGGCAACGGCUAAUUUAAUUUCAAGCAUGGACGAUUUGUUUGAUGGUGUAAACGCGUCGACACCAGACUUAAGGAGAGGAAAAAUAUUUUCCACAAAUAUAAAACACAAUACAGGACAUCUCCAAAUGUUCGAUAAAAUGAAAUUUUUUUUUAAAACCCUGGAAUUCUUGGGAUGCAGGGGUAAUCCCCCAUCAAAAGAUGGCUGGAUUUGGACCCUCAAUGGGUUAGAAAUGGUUUGGAAAAUUCUAAGUGCCAAACAUACUACAGUUAAAAGUUUAUCCACGAGAAGAUUCCAGCAGGAUCCUCUUGAAAAUUUAUUUGGAUGCAUUCGAUUCAACUGUGGAUCCAAUAGCAACCCAACAGUUGCACAAUUCGUUGCUGGAUUAAAAACAGCUGUAAUAAGCAACAUGGCACAUACUAGCUCAGGUAAUUGUGAGCUGGAUAGCAACAGUGCCAUAAUUACCAAUUUUAAAAAAUUAUUGACACCAGCCACAGACAUGCACACUGAAACUGAACAAUCGGAGUCUGUUAUAGAAAAUGAAAUUGAAGAAAAUAUUAUUUCCUCCCUGGAACAAAAUUUGGAGGAAGGAAGUAGCGAACUACAAGCAUGUGCUUAUGUCUGUGGCUUCAUAAUUAAAAAAUAUAAAAAUAUUUGUAAGAACUGUAAAAAUAUUUUAGUCUCCGAAACACCAGAAGAAGUGCAUAAUUUUAUAGAGUUUAAAAAUUAUGAUUCGGUAAAAAAUUCUCUUACAUACGCCUCUAAAAAUUUAAUAGAUUGUGUAGAAAAAAGUGCAAACAUAAUUAAUAUUUUUUUAGAAAAAGAGGCGUAUAAAGAGAAUAUAAAAAAAAAAUAACACAAUUACUAAAGGACUCUAUAAAUUAUGUCUUCCUCGAAAAUUGUAUGGAGCACAAAGAAUUAAAUAUAAAUUAUAUAAUAAAUAGUGUCUUCCAUAUUAAUAUAAAGAGAUAUUGCAUAAUAAAAAACAAAAUUUAUUCCGAAGAUGCAUGUAAAUCUGCACUAAAAAGAAAAAUGAACAUAAUUAUGCAUAAAUAAAUAUCUUAACUAAUAUUAUAUGUGUGUAUGUGUGUAUGUGUUAAUGUUAAAACUUGGCAAGAUCGUUUUUCAAAAAUUUGUUUCAGCCCGGAACGAAAUACAUUGAUAUAUAGCUUUUGUUGUGUAGUAAAUGUUUGUAAAUAUCAAAAUA